AUGCCUUCAGAGACUAUUUGCUUUUGGUCGCUCUUGUCGAUAAAGGACCUGAGCUUCAUUUACAUUUCAUCAUGGCUUGCCAAGGCCCUUGGUCCCGAACAAAGUUUACUAUUGGGAACUUCCUUUUUCGAUUAUGUUCAUCCACAAGACCAAGAUAUUGCGAAACGUGACCUCUCGGAUUUUGUUAAAAAGAAGACUUUAACCUGUUCGGUUACCAGCGUCUCGGCGAUACGGAGAAAAUUCCAAGCUUCGGCGAUGAAUUCGCCGAAACCCUUUCAGGCAUCAAAUUAUCCCACCACGUCAACGACUACCGAUGAUUACAUAAUAAUGGAUGUUGGAAUGAGCGUGGUUAGUCACGAUGUAGUGCUCGCAUGUUUUCAUUCGGAAUCCGGAAAAUCGAGGAAUGGUGUCAUAAACCCUUGCGGUGAGACGGAAUUCACAAAUGACGAGUUAAAUAGGCUAUCGUCACUCUUGCACAAACAUUCGUCAGUCGAAUCCCAGAAGGUGCAAACUCCUCCGGCCACUCCACAUCUUGACAAUCAACCUCUGCACGAUAGAACCGGUGAGGAAUCGGGUCGCAUCUUUCAAAUAUUGGACGGCCAUUCGAGAAAUCUGAUCUUUACCUGGCCCAGUCCAAACUCCGGUCGCAGAGUCCUCGACACCUCUACUUAUAACCAGGAAGAUUUUCCGAGGCUCCUCCGCGACCUGGCCUUGACUUCCAAUGGCAAUAAUGGGCUGGGGAGUGUUGAUGCUCAGCCAAAUUGUUUGCGACCUAUCACCGACAAACGAAUAUUAUUAUUGACUUCCGGAAAAUAUCGUCAGGUGGAAAGCGUGGUGAUCCCUUAUGGCAGCAUCAUCUUUGCCU
Molecule: messenger RNA, 865 nt
Organism: Acaulospora morrowiae
Lineage: Eukaryota; Fungi; Glomeromycota; Glomeromycetes; Diversisporales; Acaulosporaceae
Source: the annotation of a GenBank genome assembly